Messenger RNA from Carassius carassius (crucian carp), 3779 nucleotides. RefSeq names its product glutamate receptor ionotropic, kainate 2-like. Bases 279 to 3017 code for a protein of 912 amino acids. NCBI's taxonomy places the organism in Eukaryota, Metazoa, Chordata, Actinopteri, Cypriniformes, Cyprinidae. The record is from RefSeq and is a predicted model, not a curated record. Gene Ontology annotation, biological process: modulation of chemical synaptic transmission; monoatomic ion transport; synaptic transmission, glutamatergic. Gene Ontology annotation, cellular component: presynaptic membrane; plasma membrane; postsynaptic membrane. Gene Ontology annotation, molecular function: kainate selective glutamate receptor activity; transmitter-gated monoatomic ion channel activity involved in regulation of postsynaptic membrane potential. The transcript is spliced from 17 exons.
ACAUGAACUACAGCUCCCACUGUACUCACACUUCAUCAGCUUGAGCUGCUCUCAACAACCGAGGCCACCCGUACAUGGAUUUCUCCAGGAUUUCCCAUCUCUAACAUGGACGCCCGGGCGGAAGGUUGCUCCUUUGCGCAGUGAGACGGACAUGCGGAGCAUCGCUGAUACGGAGUGUCCUCUUCUGUCUCAGUGACCAUGCCGUGAUCACAUCGCUGACAAAAACACAUCCAAAGCAGAAAUAAGUGGGAAUCUUACGAUCCAUCCAGUGGAAUGACAUGCAGUGUAUCGCAGGCAUCAUGAAGAUGUGCUCUCCUCUGGUAACUCAUCAGAGAUGGCUUGGGCUGUUGCUGCUCUUACUGUGUGUGGGAUAUUCUCACGGGAUGCCACAUGUGUUAAGAUUCGGGGGGAUAUUUGAAUCCAUCGAAAGUGGCCCAUCUGGUGCUGAAGAACUUGCCUUUAAGUUUGCUUUAAAUACAAUCAACAGGAACAGAACUUUACUGCCAAACACUACACUCACUUACGACAUCCAAAGGAUAAACAUCCACGACAGUUUUGAGGCCUCCAGAAAAGCUUGUGACCAGCUCUCUCUGGGUGUGGCGGCCAUCUUCGGUCCCUCCCACAGUUCUUCGGCCAACGCGGUGCAGUCCAUCUGUAAUGCUCUGGGGGUGCCGCACAUCCAGACCAAAUGGAAGCACCAAGCGUCAGACAACCGCGACUCCUUCUACGUCAGCCUUUACCCAGACUUCUCCUCCCUCAGCAGAGCCAUUUUAGAUUUGGUUCACUUUUUCAAGUGGAAAAUGGUCACUGUGGUUUACGAUGACAGCACAGGUCUGAUUCGUUUACAGGAGCUCAUCAAGGCUCCAUCUCGUUACAACAUCCGAUUAAAAAUCCGGCAGCUACCAGCAGAAACAAAAGAUGCCAAGCCCCUUCUUAAAGAAAUGAAACGAGGAAAAGAGUUUCAUGUAAUCUUUGACUGUGGUCAUGAAAUGGCAGCUGGCAUCCUUAAACAGGCACUCGCCAUGGGAAUGAUGACAGAAUAUUACCACUACAUUUUUACCACCCUGGAUCUCUUUGCAUUGGAUGUGGAGCCCUACCGCUACAGCGGGGUCAACAUGACAGGAUUCCGAAUCCUAAACACAGAAAACAGCCAGGUUUCCUCCAUCAUUGAAAAGUGGUCCAUGGAGCGUCUGCAGGCACCUCCUAAACCAGACUCUGGCCUGCUGGAUGGUUUCAUGACAACAGAUGCUGCCCUGAUGUAUGAUGCGGUACAUGUGGUGGCCGUGGCUGUCCAGCAGUCUCCUCAAAUCACUGUCAGUUCACUCCAGUGUAACCGCCACAAGCCCUGGCGCUUUGGCAACCGCUUCAUGAUGCUCAUCAAAGAGGCUCACUGGGAUGGUUUGACCGGACGGAUACAUUUCAACAGGACCAAUGGCCUGAGGACAGAUUUCGAUCUGGAUGUGAUCAGCCUGAAGGAAGAGGGGCUAGAGAAGAUUGGGACAUGGGAUCCUGCGAGUGGUUUGAACAUGACAGAAAACCAGAAGGGAAAGGCAGCCAAUGUGACGGAUUCUCUCUCCAACAGAUCGCUGGUGGUGUCCACUAUACUGGAAGAGCCUUAUGUGAUGUUUAAGAAGUCAGAUAAGCCGCUAUAUGGUAACGAUCGCUUUGAGGGCUACUGCAUCGACCUGCUGCGAGAGCUGGCUGCCAUCCUGGGCUUCACCUAUGAAUUACGACUGGUUGAGGAUGGCAAGUAUGGAGCUCAGGAAGAGAGCACGGGCCAGUGGAAUGGCAUGAUCCGAGAACUGAUUGACCAUAAAGCUGAUCUUGCAGUGGCACCCCUGGCCAUUACGUACGUGCGGGAGAAGGUCAUCGACUUUUCCAAACCCUUCAUGACGCUGGGGAUAAGUAUACUGUACCGCAAACCCAACGGCACCAACCCGGGGGUGUUCUCCUUUCUCAACCCCCUGUCCCCCGACAUCUGGAUGUAUAUUCUGCUCGCUUACUUGGGUGUCAGUUGUGUGCUGUUUGUCAUAGCCAGGUUUAGCCCCUACGAAUGGUAUAACCCCCAUCCGUGCAACCCCGACUCGGAUGUUGUGGAAAACAAUUUCACUCUGCUAAAUAGUUUCUGGUUCGGAGUUGGAGCUCUCAUGCAGCAAGGAUCUGAGCUCAUGCCCAAAGCCCUUUCCACCAGGAUAGUAGGGGGUAUCUGGUGGUUUUUUACCUUAAUCAUCAUCUCCUCCUACACUGCCAACCUAGCCGCCUUCCUUACCGUGGAGAGAAUGGAAUCUCCAAUUGACUCGGCUGAUGACCUGGCCAAGCAGACCAAGAUUGAGUAUGGAGUAGUGGAGGAUGGCGCUACAAUGACCUUCUUUAAGAAAACAAAGAUCUCCACAUAUGAUAAGAUGUGGGAGUUCAUGAGCAGUCGAAGACAUUCAGUCAUGGUGAAGAGCAUCGAGGAGGGAAUUGAACGUGUACUCACCUCAGAUUAUGCUUUCCUUAUGGAGUCCACCACCAUCGAAUUUGUCACUCAGCGCAACUGCAACCUCACACAGAUCGGAGGCCUCAUAGACUCCAAAUCCUAUGGGGUUGGCACCCCAAUGGGAUCCCCUUACCGAGAUAAGAUCACCAUUGCAAUCCUGCAGCUACAGGAAGAAGGGAAGCUGCACAUGAUGAAGGAGAAGUGGUGGCGAGGAAAUGGCUGUCCUGAGGAGGAGAAUAAGGAGGCCAGUGCGCUGGGCGUCCAGAACAUCGGUGGCAUUUUCAUAGUGUUGGCUGCGGGACUCGUCCUCUCUGUGUUUGUGGCAGUUGGGGAGUUUCUCUAUAAGUCCAAACAAAACGCACAGCUGGAAAAGAGAUCCUUCUGCAGCGCCAUGGUGGACGAGCUAAGGGUUUCCCUCAAGUGCCAGCGCCGGCUCAAACACAAACCGCAGCCACCGGUCAUGGUCAAAACAGAUGAAGUCAUCAACAUGCACACCUUCAAUGACCGAAGACUGCCAGGCAAAGAGACCAUGGCUUAAAACGGACACCAGCUCGCUCUUUCUUGAGCUUGGAAAAGGAAACUUCAAGGGGAGAAAUUUGGUAGGGGAGGAAGUCGAUUUUCUAUACGGGGAAGGGAUCUUAAAUGUAAUUUUAAACAAUUAGUUACUGAAAACAACAGCAGAAACUGAAACAUAUUUCCUGUGGAAAUAAAUUGAAUCUGGGCAAAAAUUUUAGUUACCUCAUCGCUCCAGAUCACCACCAGAGCAAAGACUGACCGGUGCCAGCGUUCAGGGUAACUUUUAGCAGGAAAAACACACACACAGCUAGAGGCAUGUGACGGAAGGAGGUUUGUCUGCUCAUUAUGUUCAUAUUCUUUUUGGUUUGAUGACACAUUUGGCUGUUGUCCGUCCACAGAGAGCAGCUGAGUCCUUUAGAGAGAACAAGGAGACAUGUCCUGACAAAUACAGAAGCAAAAGAAGGACAGAUUUUUAACACACAGUACCUGUGCUACUUUUAAGGAGCAAAAAAAAAAAAACAAUAUAUAUUUUGCUGAGCACCACAGCAAUAUCGCUGAAAACAUUCAGCGUGUUUCGCACCCACACUCACAAGCAAUUGAAGCAGGACACAGCAACAGGCAAUACACCACUUUCAGUUCUUUGCAUUUUCAGUCCCCUGCAGAGUGUGACAACGACUAAUGGUGAAACUCACAAAAACAUGUUCGACCCACAAAUUUUUACAUUUGUGUUUAUUUCAAGCAUAUUUAAACCAUUGCACAAUUAAAUAUUUUCUGUCCAUAUUUA